GUAAAAGAAAUAGAGCGAACAGUGGAAAUGGCAGGUGCAGGAGGAGGGUAUGGAGAUGCAAACCAGAGGAUAGACUACGUAUUCAAGGUGGUGCUGAUAGGGGACUCAGCGGUGGGGAAGUCACAGAUAUUAGCGAGGUUUGCGAGGAACGAGUUCAGCUUGGACUCGAAGUCCACCAUCGGUGUUGAAUUUCAGACACGCACUUUGGUCAUCGAUCACAAGACCGUCAAGGCUCAGAUCUGGGACACUGCAGGCCAAGAACGAUACAGAGCAGUUACAAGUGCAUAUUACAGGGGUGCUGUUGGGGCAAUGUUGGUUUAUGACAUCACUAAACGCCAGACCUUCGAUCACAUACCCCGUUGGUUAGAAGAACUGCGUAACCAUGCUGACAAGAAUAUAGUCAUCAUUCUCAUAGGAAACAAAUGUGAUCUUGAGAACCAGCGUGAUGUACCCACCGAGGAUGCAAAAGAGUUUGCCGAGAAAGAAGGCUUAUUUUUCUUAGAGACCUCAGCACUGGAAGCAACAAAUGUUGAAACAGCCUUCAUGACUGUCUUGACAGAAAUCUACAACAUUGUCAACAAGAAGAAUCUAACUGCUGAUGAAAAUCAGGGAAAUGGGAACUCGGCAUCUUUGUCUGGCCAGAAGAUUAUCGUUCCUGGCCCUGCGCAGGAAGUCCCUGCUAAGAGCAAUAUGUGUUGUCAAGGAUCCUGACUUUAUUUAUAAUUUGUUUCAGUUUAGUGUAUUUCAUGGUUGUGUUCCUACUACCAAAUUUUAAAGGUUUGGCACAUUUCUUUUUGUAUAUUUAAAUUUUAAUUGUUUUGGUUGGUGAGUAAAGCACUAAAGGUGAAGGUAGAUACCCAUUGUUUUAUUUUUUUGGUUUGGGAGCAACUGCUUGGUUCAAUAUACAUGAAUUUUGUAGUUGAAUUGGUUGGACAUGGAGCGUUAUCUAUCGCAAGUGAAAACGUCGUCACCCGUGCCACAGUCUGAGAUGGCUAUUUUUGUCUAAUGGGGUCAUUUUGAAAGCCCUAUAAUCAUGGACUUGGGGACGAGGUCCUUCAUAAAUUCAGCAACAACGUUUUCAUGCAUGAAUCUCGUUAGAGGAUUGAGACAGCUAAACAAGACUGGCUUAACAAUGUGAGUCUUUUUUGGGUCAAGGCUUAACAAUGUUCUAACCAUCAAAUUAACAAACUUUAUUUAGGUCGUAUCAUAUUAACAAUCUUAAGGUAUUGAUAUGUAUGGACCGAAAAAAUAAAGGUUUAUGUAUAUAAUGGGUAUAGUUAAUUUGUAUUUUGAUUUCC
This is a messenger RNA of Abrus precatorius (Indian licorice), 1298 nucleotides long. RefSeq names its product ras-related protein Rab11A. Gene Ontology annotation, molecular function: GTP binding; GTPase activity. The record is from RefSeq and is a predicted model, not a curated record. NCBI's taxonomy places the organism in Eukaryota, Viridiplantae, Streptophyta, Magnoliopsida, Fabales, Fabaceae. The transcript has 2 exons. Bases 28 to 711 code for a protein of 227 amino acids. Gene Ontology annotation, cellular component: endosome.